GUUGAUUUUCUGUAUUGGUGAGGAGAAGGCGUUAAACUAUGGUUUUUUUAUGAAGUUCGUUUUGGUUUCUGGUUUAGCUGUUCUUUAAUCCGAUUAUUUGGUUUGUUUUGGGGCGAUUGAUGGUCGUCUGUUAGAUGUUCGGCGUAUGGAAAUCCUUUUGGCAUUGAUUUUUUGUUGUGCCUCCUUUUUUUUUUUUUUUUCUUUCCUUGCCCUCGUCCUUUGCGCCUCGGUUCUCACCGGUUGCACUUUUCCACCCUUCCCGCCCCUGUCGGGCUUUUGUGGCCUUUCCUCUCUUUUUUUUGAACUCUAUUUUUAUUAUUCAUCGUUUAUUUUUAAAGAACUCGAAAUGGAGGAAGGGACUACCGGUACAAAGUUUCCCAAUUCUUAAAGUUUUUUACUUUUUUUUUUAAUUUUUGAAAAUUUUCUUUUGUUUAACUUCCAGUCUGAGAUAUUUUUGGUAGUGUACGAUGGCACAUCUGCAGCCCUGGAGGCUUUUGAAGGAAGCUUUUGAAAUAAAGGACUGCACAACGUUAUCAAUGAGUUAAUCUGUUUGUUAUGGGGUUAAUUUGAAACCUUUGGGAAGUUGUCCCAGCAAAGCUUGUGGAUGAAUAAUUACCAUUUCUUUUGAUUCUUUAUACUAAAGCUAUGAGUUAUCAGCAAGAGAAGUUUGUGAGGUUUCAGGACUGGAGUAUGGAGAAAAGCACCGAGGGUCAGUAUUCCACGAAAGAAGUAUAUCCAGGAAAAUUCAGAACUGCUAUAAAUUCAGUUUCAGAAAGGAUUCGAAGAAGCUUUUGGCAUGGUUCCGAAAGGCUAAAAAAUGUUAGAAAAUCAUUGAAGUUCUGUUCUCUAAGCAGCAUUCUAGCAUAUGCCUCAGGUUCUAGGAAGAAAAUUCUUGACCCACAAGGACCAUUCCUUCAAAGGUGGAAUAAGAUAUUUGUAUUGGCAUGUGCAAUUGCAGUCUCUUUAGACCCUUUAUUUUUUUACAUUCCAGUGAUUGAUAAUCAAAAUAAGUGCCUUGGGUUGGAUCGGAAGUUGGAGAUCACAGCUAGUGUGUUGCGUUCUUUCACUGAUAUCUUUUAUAUUCUUCAUAUUAUCUUUCAAUUUCGUACUGGUUUUAUUGCUCCCUCUUCACGAGUAUUUGGUAGAGGUGUUUUGGUUGAAGAUGCUUGGGCGAUAGCAAAGAGAUACUUGUCCACCUACUUCCUUAUUGACAUUCUUGCGGUUCUUCCACUUCCACAGGUGGUAAUUCUAAUUAUUAAAAACCGCAACAUGAAGUUCGGAAUCAUUGACUACCAAAAGAACGUUGAAAUAUUUGUUGUUUUCUCCUCUUUCCCAAACGUGUCCCAGGUCCUUCGAGUUUAUCCUCUGUUAACGAUGGUGACAAGAACAUCUGGCAUACUUACUGAAACAGCAUGGGCUGGAGCUGCAUUCAAUCUAUUUCUUUACAUGCUUGCAAGUCAUGUCCUUGGAGCCUUUUGGUACUUGUUUUCAAUCGAAAGAGAAACUACUUGCUGGAAAGAUGCAUGUGGAAAUCAUCCUGGAUGUGAUCGUCAUACUUUGUAUUGUGGUGACAGAAUCGUGAACAAUACAUUCCUAAAUGUUUCGUGCCCCAUUGAAAAUGAGGAUCCAAAUGUCUUUGAUUUUGGAAUAUUUCUUGAUGCCCUUCAGUCUGGUGUUGUGGAAUCAAAAGAUUUUCCACAGAAGUUCUUUUUCUGUUUUUGGUGGGGCCUGCAGAAUUUGAGUUCGCUUGGUCAAAACCUGAAAACGAGUACCUUUGUCUGGGAAAUUUGCUUUGCAGUUUUCAUUUCCAUUGCUGGUUUAGUAUUAUUUUCAUUUCUUAUCGGGAACAUGCAGACAUAUCUGCAGUCCACAACAACACGGUUAGAGGAGAUGAGACUGAAAAGGCAAGACGCGGAACAGUGGAUGUCCCAUCGUUUGCUCCCUGAGAAUCUGAGGGAGCGAAUUAGGCGGUAUGAACAAUACAGAUGGCAAGAGACCCGAGGUGUUGAUGAAGAAAACCUAAUUCAUAACCUUCCCAAGGAUCUCAGAAGGGACAUAAAGCGUCAUCUCUGUCUGGCUUUGCUCAUGAGAGUUCCCAUCUUUGAAAAAAUGGAUGAUCAACUGUUGGAUGCAAUGUGUGACGGUCUCAAGCCGGUGCUAUAUACAGAAGACAGCUUCAUUGCUCGGGAGGGUGACCCAGUUGAUGAGAUGCUAUUUGUGAUGCGAGGCAAGCUAUUGACAGUGACCACAAAUGGUGGAAGAACUGGGUUCUUCAACUCUGAUUAUCUCAAAGCGGGAGACUUCUGUGGAGAAGAACUUCUCACAUGGGCGCUUGAUCCCCACUCCUCAUCCAACCUUCCAAUCUCAACGAGAACUGUCCAAGCCCUAACAGAAGUUGAAGCUUUCGCUCUAAAGGCCGAUGACCUCAAGUUUGUGGCCUCCCAGUUCCGACGCCUCCACAGCAAGCAGCUCCGCCACACUUUCAGGUUCUACUCGCAGCAAUGGAGGACGUGGGCGGCUUGUUUCAUACAGGCUGCCUGGCGCCGGUAUACUAGGAAGAAGUUGGAGGAGUCACUUCGGGAAGAGGAGGAUAGGUUGCACAAUGCAUUGGCCAAGGGGGCUGGAAGCUCCCCAAGUUUGGGAGCCACCAUUUAUGCAUCCCGAUUCGCUGCCAAUGCACUUCGUGCUUUGCGGCGUACUGGUGCUAAGAAGGCAAGAUUGCCAGAGAGAUUACCACCAAUGUUGCUUCAGAAACCAGCAGAACCUGAUUUUACUGCGGAGGAAAAAUAGGCAUCCCAGUUUUACAUGUUUGUAAAAUGUGAAUUUUUAAGGACUCAAAAUGCAGCAGUUGCUUGCGUGUAUGAGAUUUUGUGUACAGCAUGUUCUAUAUGUGAAAUCCAUAUUUUUUUCCUUC
Molecule: messenger RNA, 2914 nt
Organism: Malania oleifera
Lineage: Eukaryota; Viridiplantae; Streptophyta; Magnoliopsida; Santalales; Ximeniaceae
Product: cyclic nucleotide-gated ion channel 1
Biological process (GO): monoatomic ion transport; transmembrane transport
Cellular component (GO): membrane
Molecular function (GO): monoatomic ion channel activity
Source: RefSeq, a predicted model, not a curated record